Molecule: messenger RNA, 1599 nt
Organism: Fusarium pseudograminearum CS3096
Lineage: Eukaryota; Fungi; Ascomycota; Sordariomycetes; Hypocreales; Nectriaceae
Exons: 1
Coding region: 1-1599 (532 amino acids)
Molecular function (GO): monooxygenase activity; iron ion binding; oxidoreductase activity, acting on paired donors, with incorporation or reduction of molecular oxygen
Source: RefSeq, a predicted model, not a curated record
AUGCAUUUGUCUCAAGAUGGACAGCCGGUUUAUGGACUGGUGAAGACAGUGUUGCAGUCAUCAGCUGGAACUGCACUUAAGUGGCUACUCGGCCUCCUUGUGGUUAUACGAUUAGCCACGCGGGCUUUAAGGUCAUGGCGACGGCGGCGACUUGCGCGAGCAAACUUCUGCGAGCCCAUCACACGUGUACCGCAACGCGAUCCAAUCCUGGGGAUCGACAUAUUGCAGGCGGAGCUCGAAAAGGUGGAAAGGCAAACCUAUCUUGAGUCCUUCCGCGAACGCUACGAUAGAUACGGACGCACCUGGGCAUACAAGACGCUGAACAAGUUGACUAUCAACACCAUCGAGCCUGAGAACAUCGAAUAUGUUUUGAAAACUGGCUACCACUGCUUCGACCUAGGGCAAAAUCGAAUGGACGUUAUAGAGCCUAGCAUUGAGGCAGGGUUGCUAACACUCAAUGGCGCUACUUGGCACAACGCCCGGACGAUGACACAGCCGGGAUUCAAUCGCAAGAUCAUGCACAGAGUCCCCUUUGAAACGUACUUCCAGAACUUCAUCAGGCACAUUCCAGAGGAUGUCACUACACCGGUCGACCUGGCGCCGCUAUUCGGCCGGUUUACCCUCGACAGCAGUUGGGACCUCAUCUUCGGGAAGGCCAUCGACGCUCUCGGCUUUCCAACCGGAUCGCAACAGGCCGUUGAAGUCGAGGACGCACUAUCCUGCAUACUGGCUCGCACUUAUGACUGCAUGACGCGUGGUCACAUGGCCGUCUGGUGGCCUCGCAAGGGUCAUCGUGAUGGACUUAAGAAGAUGCAUGACAUGAUUGACAGGGAGAUAUCCGAUGCGUUGAAUCGCAAUGCUUCCAGUUCGACAGAGGACCCCCAGUGCAUGAUCGACCUCUUCACAUCGGCCCAAGCGCAAGAGAAGUUCAACUCGGAGCACAGUGGCGGGACAGAGACACUGAAGCGCAUGAUCCGGGUCCAGUUGUCACAUAUUGUGCUGGCUGGGCGCGACACAACGGCAAUUCUAUUGAGCAAUCUGUUCUUGGAGCUUUCGAAAAAUCCAAGAGUGUGGCAAAAGCUGGUCGACGAGGUUGCUCCUCUCGAGGGGCAAAUACCCAUCGUAUCCAAACUGGGGAGCUUCCAGUACUUGAGGCACUGCAUCAAUGAGGCAUUGCGCCUAUACCCGCCUGCACCUUUGAACAACCGCCGUGCCACCAAAGACGUCGUUCUUCCUCGUGGUGGAGGCCCUCAAGGCGAUAGCCCUAUACUAGUCAGAGAAGGAGACGAGGUGACUUUCCACCUUCACACGCUCAACCGGCGCGAAGAAUACUUUGGCCCCGACGUGGAUGAGUUUGUGCCUGAACGUUGGGAGCACAUCAACCCGGAUUGGUCAUUCGUUCCGUUUAGUGCCGGUCGGCGGACUUGUAUAGGACGUCAAUUUGCUCUGGACGAGGCCUCUUACGUUACGGUGCGGCUCUUGCAAACCUUUGAAGAGGUUAAUCAGCAUGGGAACAAACCAUGGGUCGAAGAAUUAAGGAUUCUGGCUUCUAACAGUAACGGUACUGUAGUUACGAUGAAAAGAAAAGCAAUUAUAUAG